This is a messenger RNA of Engraulis encrasicolus (European anchovy), 2470 nucleotides long. RefSeq names its product Rho related BTB domain containing 1 (gene rhobtb1). Gene Ontology annotation, biological process: cortical cytoskeleton organization; establishment or maintenance of cell polarity; engulfment of apoptotic cell. Bases 293 to 2470 code for a protein of 725 amino acids. Lineage: Eukaryota; Metazoa; Chordata; Actinopteri; Clupeiformes; Engraulidae. The transcript has 11 exons. Gene Ontology annotation, molecular function: GTPase activity; protein kinase binding; GTP binding. The record is from RefSeq and is a predicted model, not a curated record. Gene Ontology annotation, cellular component: cytoplasmic vesicle; cell projection; cytoskeleton.
GUGACAGCCGCUCGAGACAUCGAGCCAACUAAACGUACAGUGUUAUAUUGCUUUAGUGAGUGAGGAAGAGGUGAAGGAUUAAACUUUUCUUUCUAACAGAGAGGCUGGACUAUCAUGCCGAUUACGAAAUGAUAUUGCAGCUUUACAAAGCCAGCUAGCGACGACCGUUUUCUUUUCAUUGCUAGCUUGCCAGCUGCAGUAACGUUGACUCGUUUAAGUCUUGACUUCACUUUGGGGUUGACAAGAACAAAACAAAGCCACACAAUCCCAAGCGACGGCAGACUGGUGCAGUAUGGAUUACGAGCGGCCUAACGUUGAAACCAUCAAGUGUGUGGUGGUCGGGGAUAACGCCGUGGGGAAGACUCGACUGAUUUGCGCGCGGGCGUGCAACACCACGCUGACCCAGUACCAGCUGCUGGCAACGCACGUGCCCACUGUCUGGGCCAUCGACCAGUACCGCGUGUGUCAGGAGGUGCUGGAGCGGUCCAGAGAUGUGGUUGAUGAGGUCAGUGUAUCCCUGCGACUCUGGGACACCUUUGGAGACCACCACAAAGACAGGCGAUUUGCCUACGGCAGGUCGGACGUAGUGGUCCUCUGCUUCUCCAUCGCCAACCCCAACUCGCUGCACCACGUCAAGACCAUGUGGUACAUGGAGAUCAAGCACUUCUGCCCCCGCACGCCCGUCAUCCUGGUCGGCUGCCAGCUGGACCUGCGCUAUGCCGACCUGGAGGCCGUCAACCGCGCCAGACGACCCCUGGCCAGGCCUAUCAAGCCGGGGGACAUCCUGCCUCCAGAGAGUGGGCGCGAGGUGGCCAAAGAGCUGGGCAUCCCCUACUAUGAGACCAGCGUUUUCGACCAGUUCGGCAUCAAGGACAUCUUUGACAAUGCCAUCCGUGCCGCGCUCAUCUCACGCAGACACCUGCAGUUCUGGAAGUCGCACCUGCGCAAGGUCCAGAAGCCCCUGCUGCAAGCGCCCUUCCUGCCCCCCAAGGCCCCGCCACCCCUCAUCAAGCUCCCCGAUGGUCCUGGCGGUGGUGCCGCCGCCUACACCAGCCGUGGCGAGGGCCCACGGCAGCUGCUGGACAGCCCACUGUGUGCCGACGUGAUGUUUGUGGUGCAAGAGAGUGCCCGACUGUUUGCCCACCGCAUCUACCUGUCCACCUCCUCCUCCAAGUUCUACGACCUCUUCCAGAUGGACCUGAGCCAGGACUCCCACUGCCUGGUGGUCACUGACCGGAUCCGCGGUGCAGGCGGUGGGGUCGGGAGCGGGGGUGGGGGAGGAAUCGGCGUGGGUGGUGGUGGUGGUGGUGGUACUUCUGGGGGUAGCAGUGCUCGUGAUGCCUUCCUGAUGCGCACCCUGAGCCUGGAUACUGAAGAGGACCCAUCGGUGCUGUCAGACCUCUCACCGUGUUCUUUGCGAGCCUCCAAGAGCGAUGGUACUCUUCGGGUGGUUAGCUUUAGUGGGAAACACCGGCGCACCAAGCUCUCCCUAGCCUCCUGGAGCAAAGCCUUCUACAGCAUCCACCGCGAGGCCGUGUCCAACCCUGUGACGGGCCUGCCGGCUCCCAUGACAGUGGUGAAGAUGGACUGCUCCAUCCAGCUGGGCCCGUUUAGCGCUGUGCUGCGCUUCCUCUACACGGGCGAGCUGGACGAGGAGGAGCCGGACCUCAUGAAGGUGGCGCAGAUCGCGGAGAUCCUGGAGGUGUUCGACCUGAGGAUGAUGGUAGAGAACAUCAUGAACAAGGAAGGCUUCAUGAACCAGGAGAUCACCAAAGCGUUCCACGUCCGGAAGGCCAACCGCAUCAAGGAGUGUCUCACCAAUGACAAGUUCACUGAUGUGGUCUUCAGGUUGGAUGACGGGACCAUCAAUGCCCAUAAGCCUCUGCUAAUCUCCAGCUGUGACUGGAUGGCGGCCCUGUUUGGCGGCUCUUUCUUGGAAAGCGCUAACAACGAGGUGUCCAUCCCCAACACCAGCCGUGCGUGCAUGCAGGCCGUGCUGGAGUACCUGUACACCAACCAGCUCUCCCCCAUGGUCGACCUGGACCCCAUGGAGCUCAUCGCCCUGGCCAACAGACUGUGCCUUCCCCGCCUCAUCGCACUCACAGAACAGUAUGCUGUGAAUGAACUGGUGAAAGCAUUCAGAGACGGGCAGGAUGUAGAUGGAGAGGUCCUGACCUAUCUGGAGUUGGCCCAGUUCCACAACGCUAACCAGUUAGCUGCUUGGUGCUUGCAUCACAUCUGCACUCAUUACAACAGCGUUUGUGCCAAUUACCGCAAAGAAAUCAAGUCCAAAUCACUAGAGAACCAGGAGUAUUUUGAGAAGCACCGCUGGCCGCCCGUGUGGUACCUGAAGGAGGAGGACCACUACCAGCGCAUGAAGAAGGAACGUGAGAAGGAGGACGUGGUCCUCAACAAGCACCACUCGCGCCGACGCUGGUGCUUCUGGCGCACCUCCCCUGCUGUGGGCUGA